AUGGCGGAGCGGGAAAGAGAGCCACACUUCUGUGCUGUCAAUGACCCAUCAUGUGCUCAAGGUUUACAAGCAGUUUGGGGAUGUGGCAAUCAGUUCUUUGUUUUUCCUGGCAAAAAGGCAGUAUUAUUGAAUGAGAGACGAGCACCUCUAAUGAAGGAAGAAACAAUACGAGAAGUGAAAUGGGACACAGACCUACACCGACCUGUCCUUAGAAAGCUUGUCAAUGAAUCUCAUAAUGUUUUCACGUGUCUUCAAGAACAAUCAAAAAAGACAUUGACACAUAACUUUCUCAUUAUUAGAUCCAGCAAGCAGUACCGAGCCUCGCUGAAGGCAUAUAGCCUGGAACUGAAGAUAUUAGCAGAUUCCACAAUAGAUGAAGAACAGAAACAGGACUUCCUGGAUCAUUUACAGCUUCUGGAGAUGGCAGAACUGAUUUGGGGAUUGUGUGAGAUUCUCUUCAUCGACAGUCCUGCAGGUGGCUUAGUGAUCGCUCCAUUGUUGGAAUGGCUUCGAUUCCACUUCCAGACAGGAGAACAAAUGUUUCUGGAAAUAAUCCAAGAGGAACAACCCGAGCAUCAUCCCCUGUACUGGGACACGAUCUAUCGUCUGGUCCUCCAAGGCCAGGCCGACCAUGUACGUCGGCUCCUGACUUUUCACUCUUCAAAACACAGCAAAGCUUUUACCAGUAUGGAUGAUCUUCUCAAGAAAAUGCCACAGCAAACACAGCUGUUUCGUGGUCAUUCAAUUGCUGAAUUUGACAUGAAAUGGAGACAUUGGCGAGACGAAUGUGAGCGAAGAGUGGAGGAGGGAGAAUUCUCAUCAUAUGGAAAUUUAGAGACAAUUGGGAAGAUCCUUACUGGAAAUGAUCAAGUUUUUUCUGAGUUCCGGGACCUGUGUGAAACUUGGUACCAUAUGCUUGUGUCAAAACUUCUGUACCAAAAUCCAACCAUCAAAGGCUACGACCUACAGUACCACAUACAGGUUUGUCUGGAUGAGUAUCGCAGUAACACCAGGAUAGGAGAGCUAGAUAAUAUUCUGCUAUCUGCAUUGGAGUAUGACAUCCACCAAGUCAUUAAGGACAGCAGCGCUGUGUUCAGUAACUGGUGGUUUGUAGCUCACCUGACAGAUUUAUUACAACACUGUGGUCAGUUAGACUCCCACAAAUUACAGUAA
Molecule: messenger RNA, 1173 nt
Organism: Ylistrum balloti
Lineage: Eukaryota; Metazoa; Mollusca; Bivalvia; Pectinida; Pectinidae
Product: nuclear pore complex protein Nup85-like
Exons: 12
Coding region: 1-1173 (390 amino acids)
Biological process (GO): protein import into nucleus; mRNA export from nucleus; positive regulation of DNA-templated transcription
Cellular component (GO): nuclear pore outer ring
Molecular function (GO): structural constituent of nuclear pore
Source: RefSeq, a predicted model, not a curated record